CUGGAUACCGGCAUCAUUGGCCCCGUAACCGUGAUGGAGCAUUUUCUCGAAACAUUUGAUGAGAUAUCAUGAUCUGUCCAUGGAUUGGUCGUGUCGUCUAUCCUCCUAUCAGCAACCCUGGCCGCACUGUUCUCAGGCACCAUGUCUGACAGCCUAGGACGAACGCGGACGCUUGCCAUAGGAGCUUUGGUUUUUGCAUUGGGCGCUGCAAUUGAAGCUUCUGCUAGUCAGCUAUCUGUUUUGAUCAUAGACCGACUUAUAGUUGGAGCAGGAGAAGGACUGUUCCUCAGUACAUUGGUAGUCUACAUUUGUGAGAUUUCGCCUGCCAAGUAUCGUGGGCCACUAGCAUCGAUGGUUCAGUUAUUUAUUACUAUCGGACUUAUGGUAGGCUAUUUCUUGUGCUAUGGGACUACUAAGACUCCCAGCAGCUUUUCAUGGCGGUUCCCUUUCGCCUUCCAAGCAGGUCUGUCGUUCCUCCUGGCAGUCGCAGCAUUUUUCUACCUCCCAGAAUCUCCUAGAUGGCUAGCCCAUAAAGGCAAGUUGUCGCAAGCAGCGUCAGCUUGGGUCGCAUUAGAAGUUGCUAGCGCUGACCAAGGAGAUGAUGUACUGGAUGAAUUGCACCACAGAGAAAGACCACAGCCGAAUCCGCCCACGGGUACAACCCAGAGAAUCCGAAAUUACUUCCAAGGGGUGAUAUUAAACCUACGACGUGUCAUCGCACCCUCCUCUAGGAAGCAAGUAUUUCUCGCGGUAUUCCUAAUGUCAAUGCAGCAGCUGAGUGGAAUUGAUGCUGUUCUCUAUUAUGCGCCUCUUCUUUUUCAGCAAGCUGGGCUCUCGUCUUCGCAGGCCUCAUUCUUUGCGUCAGGAGUGUCCGCUAUACUAAUCUGUUUGACUUCAAUCCCGGCCCUUCUUAUGACCGACAAGAUUGGCCGGCGAGCAUCAACGCUGUAUGGAAGAUUGCUGCUAGCCGUAAUACUGACUAUUAUUGGCUCUCUAUAUGCCUCAAAGGCCGUUCAUCAGUCUUCGGGGCCCGGUCCUUGGGUGGUUAUUGUCUGCAUCUACCUGUUUUCAAUCACAUACUGCAUUACUUGGGCAUUUGGAAUCAAAGUCUUCGCUAGUGAGAUACAGCCGGCACCCACAAGAGCGACAGUGACUAGCAUUGCGCAAAGUGCAAAUUUUGUAUAUUACAAACUUUGCCGUGGCCUUGAUCACCCGAUUUUGCUGCAAAAGUCGUCGUUUGCAAUCUAUUUCCUUUUUUGUGGGUGCAUCAUAGUCACUAUUGCAGUUGGUGCGUUAUUUAUGCCAGAAACAAAAGGCCGGCCACUCGAAAAUAUCGGGGAUUCAUUUGCUCAGAACCAUCAGAAUAUGAGCAAAUUGCUGAAGUCUAUACGACUGGGGAGCCAAUUCUCUAGAAUGUAGCCGCCUGAGGCUUUUACAGAGUAGCUACAAGCGGACAAAGGUCUGCAUGUACUUAUGACUCGCUUGCUUUGAUUAUUAGAUAGGAGAUAAAUAUGUGUACUGGUC
This is a messenger RNA of Talaromyces proteolyticus, 1524 nucleotides long. Its product is annotated as general substrate transporter. Bases 142 to 1419 code for a protein of 425 amino acids. Gene Ontology annotation, molecular function: carbohydrate:proton symporter activity. Gene Ontology annotation, biological process: carbohydrate transport; transmembrane transport. NCBI's taxonomy places the organism in Eukaryota, Fungi, Ascomycota, Eurotiomycetes, Eurotiales, Trichocomaceae. Gene Ontology annotation, cellular component: membrane. The transcript is spliced from 6 exons. The record is from RefSeq and is a predicted model, not a curated record.